Messenger RNA from Castor canadensis (American beaver), 5535 nucleotides. It is a transcript of the gene Clcn6, whose product is annotated as chloride voltage-gated channel 6. Lineage: Eukaryota; Metazoa; Chordata; Mammalia; Rodentia; Castoridae. Gene Ontology annotation, cellular component: intracellular membrane-bounded organelle; lysosomal membrane. Gene Ontology annotation, molecular function: voltage-gated chloride channel activity. Gene Ontology annotation, biological process: transmembrane transport; chloride transport. The record is from RefSeq and is a predicted model, not a curated record.
CAGCCCUCGCUCCACCCGUUUGCAGCCACUCCCUGUCGCCGUCCCCUAGCUCGAGAGGGUCACGUGGCCCUCCGGGACCAGUCACGUGAGGCACGCAUCCCUGGUGGGAGGGGGUUAGCAGAGGGGUCCCGAGUGGCAGUAAAGGAGGAACAUGGCGGGGUGCAGGGGGUCCCUAUGCUGCUGCUGCAGGUGGUGCUGCUGCUGCGUUGAGCGUGAGACCCGCACCCCCGAGGAGCUGACCAUCCUCGGGGAGACACAGGAGGAGGAGGAUGAGAUCCUUCCAAGGAAAGACUAUGAGAGUUUGGACUAUGAUCGCUGCAUCAAUGACCCUUACCUGGAGGUUUUGGAGACCAUGGAUAAUAAGAAAGGGCGAAGGUACGAGGCGGUGAAGUGGAUCGUGGUGUUUGCCAUUGGCGUCUGCACUGGGCUGGUGGGUCUCUUUGUGGACUUUUUUGUGCGACUCUUCACCCAGCUCAAGUUUGGAGUGGUUCAAACAUCGGUGGAAGAAUGCAGCCAGAAAGGCUGCCUUGCUCUGUCCCUCCUUGAACUCUUGGGCUUUAACUCGACCUUUGCCUUCUUGGCGAGCCUUCUUGUCCUAAUUGAGCCGGUGGCAGCAGGUUCUGGGAUACCUGAGAUCAAAUGCUAUCUGAAUGGUGUGAAGGUGCCAGGAAUUGUGAGGCUCCGGACCCUGCUCUGCAAAGUCUUGGGAGUGCUGUUCAGUGUGGCUGGAGGGCUCUUUGUAGGGAAGGAAGGCCCCAUGAUCCUCAGUGGAGCUGUGGUGGGAGCUGGCCUCCCUCAGUUUCAGAGCAUUUCCUUGCGGAAGAUCCAGUUUAACUUCCCCUAUUUCCGAAGCGACAGAGACAAGCGAGAUUUUGUGUCAGCUGGGGCUGCUGCUGGGGUUGCUGCAGCUUUUGGGGCCCCGAUUGGAGGUACCUUGUUCAGUCUGGAGGAGGGCUCAUCCUUCUGGAACCAAGGACUCACAUGGAAAGUGCUCUUUUGCUCUAUGUCUGCCACCUUCACCCUCAACUUCUUCCGUUCUGGGAUUCAGUUUGGAAGUUGGGGUUCCUUCCAGCUCCCUGGAUUGCUGAACUUUGGCGAGUUUAAGUGCUCUGACUCUGAUAAAAAAUGUCAUCUCUGGACAGCUAUGGAUUUGGGUUUCUUCGUCGUGAUGGGGUUCAUUGGGGGCCUCCUGGGAGCCACAUUCAACUGUCUGAACAAGAGACUUGCAAAGUACCGUUUGCGAAAUGUGCACCCGAAACCUAAGCUCGUCAGAGUCUUGGAGAGUCUCUUGGUGUCCCUAGUAACCACUGUGGUGGUGUUUGUGGCCUCAAUGGUGUUAGGAGAAUGCCGACAGAUCUCUGCAAGUCAAGUUGGCAACGGCUCAUUCCAGCUCCAGGUUGCAUCAGAAGAUGUGAAUUCAAGUAUCAAGACAUUUUUUUGUCCCAAUGAUACCUACAAUGACAUGGCCACACUCUUCUUCAAUCCUCAGGAGUCAGCCAUCCUUCAGCUGUUUCACCAGGACGGGACGUUUAGCCCCAUCACCUUGGCCUUGUUCUUCAUCCUCUAUUUCCUGCUUGCAUGUUGGACUUAUGGCAUUUCUGUUCCAAGUGGCCUUUUUGUGCCUUCUCUGCUGUGUGGAGCUGCUUUUGGACGUUUAGUUGCCAACAUCCUAAAAAGCUUCAUUGGGUUAGGCCACAUCUAUUCCGGGACCUUUGCCCUGAUUGGUGCCGCGGCUUUCUUGGGUGGGGUUGUCCGUAUGACCAUCAGUCUCACGGUCAUCCUGAUAGAGUCAACCAACGAGAUCACUUAUGGGCUUCCCAUUAUGAUCACCCUGAUGGUAGCCAAGUGGACAGGGGACUUUUUUAAUAAGGGCAUUUAUGAUAUCCAUGUGGGCCUGCGAGGCGUUCCGCUCCUGGAAUGGGAGACAGAGGUGGAAAUGGACAAGCUGAGAGCCAGUGACAUCAUGGAGCCCAAUCUGACUUACGUCUACCCACACACCCGAAUCCAGUCUCUGGUCAGCAUCCUGCGUACUACAGUCCACCAUGCCUUCCCAGUGGUCACUGAGAACCGGGGCAAUGAGAAGGAGUUCAUGAAGGGCAACCAGCUCAUCAGUAACAACAUCAAGUUUAAGAAAUCCAGCAUCCUUACCCGGGCCGGCGAGCAGCGCAAACGGAGCCAAUCCAUGAAGUCUUACCCGUCCAGUGAACUACGCCACAUGUGUGACGAGCACGUGGCCUCCGAGGAGCCUGCUGAGAAGGAGGACCUGCUGCAGCAGAUGCUGGAGAGGAGAUACACUCCCUACCCCAACCUAUAUCCUGACCAGUCCCCGAGUGAAGACUGGACCAUGGAGGAGCGCUUCCGCCCCCUGACCUUCCAUGGCCUCAUCCUUCGGUCGCAACUUGUCACCCUGCUUGUCCGAGGAGUUUGUUACUCUGAAAGUCAGUCGAGCGCCAGCCAGCCACGCCUUUCCUAUGCGGAGAUGGCGGAGGACUACCCCCGCUACCCUGACAUCCACGACCUGGACCUGACGCUGCUGAACCCUCGAAUGAUCGUGGAUGUCACUCCAUAUAUGAAUCCUUCACCGUUCACCGUCUCUCCCAACACCCACGUCUCUCAAGUCUUCAACCUGUUUAGAACAAUGGGCCUGCGUCACUUGCCGGUGGUGAAUGCAGUGGGUGAGAUCGUCGGGAUCAUUACACGGCACAACCUGACGUAUGAGUUUCUGCAGGCCCGCUUGCGGCAGCACUACCAGACCCUCUGAUGGUCCGAUGGCCAACACACCCUCCCUGAGCUGCCUGGGCGAGUGGCUUACUCACUCAGAGGCCCACACAGCUGGCUGGGGCUGUUCCAGGGCACGAAGGUUCCCAGUCAACCACCCACAUGCUCAGAAAGCCUGGAAUCAUCAAACACUUUGCUGGUCAGAGAUCCUGGGGAUGGGGCUGAAACAAAAGUUUAGACUUUUCUAACUUCCUCCACAAACAUCCUCCCGUUUCCUACUUCCUGGGCUCCUCCCAGUCAGUGUUGGCACAGGCCUGCCAGGCCCAAAGAGAGCAGGGCCAGAGGCGGGAGUCAGCUAUGCCCUGGGGGAGCCCGGGUAGCUUUCCUGCCACUGUUGCUGCUGCCCUGGGGAGCCCAGCUGCUGCCUUAACCACUUGGGGAGAGCCUGGGACUGAGGCAAACACUGAAAAUGAAGUUUAUUACUAAGUUCAGGAAUCAGGCACUGAGAAAAUUCCCCAUGUUCAGGGAGGCCUUCCUUCAUUGGAACUUUUUUUUUUUUCUUAAUGGUACUGGGGAUUGAGCCCAGAGCCACAUACAUACUGGAACUGGAAAUCCUAACAGCUUCUCUAGUCCAUUGUAAGGGAAAUGCUCAGCUUCCCAGGAGUGAGCGGGUGCUUUGAUCUCACCUUGUGGUUUGAAUCUCCUUAGAAUGACUACCCUCCAGAAGCACAAAGCAUUAAAAUCCCAUAAGCAUCUCUGGACAGUAAAUCAAUCAUAGGAUCAUGACAUCUUCCCUUGCUUUUAAUACUUGAGCAUUCUCCAUUUGCAAAUUACUCCUGGUCCCCCAGGAACAACUCCCCUCUCCCAUCUGUCCUGAUCCAUUCAUCUCUAUGACUUACUAGAACUUCCAAAUUUUUAUCUCCUUCCUCCUAGGGGGCGCAGCCACAGCUUAGCCUUGACCUCAUCCCCAAAGUUAACAAAAAGCGGGGUACCCGUAGACACAGCUGCUGAGUCCUAGGGAAUGGGACCAUUCUUACAAGCUAGCAAGGAGGCCAUCCCAAGCUAGGGUCACUCCAAGGUGUGUGUUAGGAAAAAGCAAUGGCUUCCUUUCACCUCUCACUCCCAGCCACCCCAUUGUAUGUCUUUUGCAGGGUCUGCUGUUCAGGGGGGCAGGGCAGGGCUGGGAGGGAGGAGGGAGAGAUGCUUCCUGGCAGCCCGUGCCACACACACAGGCCGCCUGAUUGCUCAUGACUUCAUUCCAUCUGGGCUGGUGGUCCCCUCUCGCACAGGUACCACGGUGAGCAUCACAUCUUCCUCUAGCUUCUGUGUGCUUAUUGGCUUCUCAGUCCCACCCAGCAUCCCUGUGCUAGUCCUUUUGGGGACUCAAGAUGGCUUUCGUUUUAUUAUGUGUUUUUUAAACCAUGAGGGCAUUGGUACCUCGGCCUAGGUUAUUGCAAUCUGGACGUAGGGUCAGCCCUGGCUCAGCCAGGCGGGCCUCAUGCCCAGUGCACUCUAAGGAAUCAUUCCAAGUCCAUGAGGAUCUGCCUCAGGGCCUUCCACCGACCAUGACCUGUUGCCUUCUACAUUCUCCUUAUUUACUUACCUUCCUGACCAAAAUGACAUUGACUUCUCCCUCUUUCAGCCUCUGUGUGUAUACCUGACUUGUGAAUUAGGGAUGAUGCUCCCAACAGAUAGUUCAGGAAUUGUAACCCUUUUAACUAGGAUUAUGCUGUCACCUCAUUUUAUGGCAGCAUUCACAGCUUGACCACAUUGUCCUUUUAUUAAGAAGGAAAUUGUGUCAUGAGAACUACCAGUCCGAGAAGCUUCAAUCCCUCUUGCAUCAGUCGGGCUGAAGCCCUGCAGGGCAGAGCAGGGCUGCCCACCUUGAGGCCAUCCAGGGAGCAUGUGGUGGGAAUCUACUCGUGUUCACUGUGUUUAAGUCACCAGAUGCAUUGUAGCCACCAGUUAGGCAGAAAUACAUACUAGGAUGCAGAUGCCUCUCUCCCGCGAGCUAACUGGAUGGCCAACAAGAUGGACUCGAGCCCAGGUCAUGGGGGCUUGUGGUUUCCUGUGUUCCUCCCAUCUGCCUCUGUCCUUUCCAGAAAAGCCCAAAGAUGACACCUUCUCCACUCAGGACCAAUUAGUGUAAGCCUAACCCCCAUUGCUGUCCAUAGUAUCUCACCUGUUGCCACCUGCGGCCCCUAGUGCCACAGCACCUCCAUCAAACAGAUCCGCAAGGGAGUGUGUGGCUGGCUGCCGGUGGUUUUCAUCUCCAACAUGGUGUCCCUCAUCUCCUGGCCAAGGUGAUUGAGGAGCAAGGCUGACAGCCUUCCAGAUUCUGUGGGAAUUUUGCACUGUUUGAGCUAUCUCCUUGUGGCUUUUAAUGGUUCUAGCUGGAAUGGACACUGAGGACCCAACCCUGUGACAAUAGAUACAUAAUGGCACAGUGACAGCCUUGGUGACAAAUUUCCGGGAGGCCAGCACAUCCCUCCUGGGCCUGGCAGUAUUCAUGUACAGUGUUCCCCCUCAGUUCCUGUGCACGGUGGCCAGUUCUGCUGCCGCAGCCUCCAGCUUUCUGUUUGCACUGUUUGUUUGUACCUGACAGUGUUAGCUAAUUCCACUGUGUAUAUAAAUGGUAUUUUUUUUAAUUUGUAAAUUUCUAUUUUUAUUUGAACUCUUGGACCUUGGAAGUUCUCAUGGUAACUGUAACGCGUUGGAAUAAAAUGUCUGCACCUGUCUCUGUUAGCCUUUUGUCUCCACAGCAUUCUCUCUCUCUCUCUGAGGGUGCUGCUUAUUUCCUUCCCAUUUUUCCAUUAG